Darwinula stevensoni is the source of this 642-nucleotide messenger RNA. The record is from the annotation of a GenBank genome assembly. Lineage: Eukaryota; Metazoa; Arthropoda; Ostracoda; Podocopida; Darwinulidae.
AUGGCUCGGCCCGCGUGGAGCGGCGAGGAAGUCGACCCCGAGGAGGACGAAGCGCACUCAGUCAUGCACGGAGACAGCCUCGACUACUACAGGGAGUUCGGCAUGCACAAGGAGAUCUUCCAGGGCCUGGACGAACGGAUCCUCCAUCCGGAUCCGGACUCCCUCCACCACUACUUCCAGAACCUGGACAACGUCACCGUCCAGGAGGUCGCCAUCCGCCUGUCCGGACUCGGCCUCUCCACCGACGAGUUCUUUCUUAUGACCAUGUCCAUCAUCAUCUUCUUCAUGCAGGCCGGCUUCGCCUUCCUGGAGGCCGGGUCCGUGCGCUCCAAGAACACGACCAACAUCCUCAUCAAGAAUCUGCUCGACUGCUUGAUCGGCAGCCUCGCCUACUGGCUGAUCGGCUUCCCCCUCGCCUUCGGCCACUCCGGCAACGGCUUCAUGGGCUGGACCUACUGGGCCAGCUCCGGCCUCCCCGAGCACGAGUUCGGCCACUGGUUCUUCGACUUCGUGCAUGCCGCCACCGCGGCCACCCUGGUGUCGGGGUCGCUGGCGGAGAGGUGCAACUUCUGGGCGUAUCUCGCGUAUUCUUUUAUCAUCACGGAGGUGGUUGAGAACAAGCAAAAUCCAGUCCUGAGCUAG